Molecule: messenger RNA, 258 nt
Organism: Acaulospora colombiana
Lineage: Eukaryota; Fungi; Glomeromycota; Glomeromycetes; Diversisporales; Acaulosporaceae
Source: the annotation of a GenBank genome assembly
GUGUCUGAUGUUAUCGACAUAGAAUCACCCGAAGUAUUUGUUCGACCUAUAUAUGCUGGUAAUGCAAUCACUAAGGUAAAAUCAAAGGAUCCUAUAAAGAUUAUUACCAUUCGUGGAACAGCAUUUCAUCCUGCGGAGGUUAGUGAUACUGAGGCUAUCCUUGAAUCCGCCCCAGAUGCAGAAAAGCCAAUCCUUACCGAGUGGAUAAGCGAAGAACUUCAAAAAAGUGACCGUCCUGAAUUGGACUCAGCGACAAAG